UAGAACAUUUUUCAUUUAAAUUACUUUAUUUAUUUUUUAUUAUGCCACAUAAAUGCUGUGUUGCAACAUGCAAAGGAAAUUAUAAGAAUGGCCCGAAGGUGGCUGUAUUUAGUUUUCCUACGGAAGAACAACUGAGAAAACAAUGGAUUUGGAACUGCAAACGAAAAGAUGGAUUCAAGCCUACGAAACAUUCAAAGGUGUGUGAACUUCACUUCAAGCAAGAGGAUGUUCUGAGGCAAACUGAAUUCUUUGAUGAGAAAACUGGAAAGAAGAUCAUUAUACCAUUGUCAUAUCCUCGUUUAAAGAAUGGUGCAAUUCCAAGUCUGUUUCCUGAUGGUCCGAGUCAUCUUAGUUCCAGUGUUUCAUCAAGGGAAUCACCAGAGCAUAAAAGACUCAAAAGAGAACAAGAUGCACUCGAAAAAGCCUUAGCCUGUAGCUUAGCUGAAAAGGAAGAGUAUGAACGAAAACAAAUGUUUUAUAAUUUAGAUGAACUAAAAAUUUGUUUUAAUACUGUGAAUUUACCAGAUAACUGGAUAGUUAUACACAGGCCUAUACAUACUAUGAUUCUUAAUAUUUCUAAUGACAAUCAUCCAAGAAUUCUAAAAUCAUUAUUUAUUGAUUGUAAUUUGAAUAUAUCUGUAGCAAUUAGAAAUAUACCUAUUAAAUCACUGAAGCAAUAUGUAAUCCCAUCAAAAAUUAACAACCUUAAAGAUCUUUUAAGUAUUUUAGAGAAAUUAGACCUAUUUGCCUCAAAUGAUUCAUCUGAAGACAGUAUUCAAAAUUAUUUACAAAUUGUAAAUGAAUUAAUGACAAUUUUAAAAGAGAAAAUUCCACAUAAAAACAAUGAAAUAAAUUUUCUCGUUGAGCAACUAUCAAACUUGAAUUCAGAAAAACAACAAUAUAGGUAUUCUGCAGACUUUCUAAUAUUUUCCACUUUACUUCACACAAUUUCACCACAUGCAUAUAAUUUUAUUCGAAAUUCAGAAAAUAUUAUUAUGCCUCAUCCACGGACCAUUCAGAAAAUUUUUUCAGAUUUUAAUAUAUAUCCAAUAAAUGAACAAUACAACCAAAAGUUCCUAAGCUACAUAAAAUUUAAAUUUCAAGAACUAUCAGAAAAAGAUCUGCUUGUUAUUUUAAUGAUUGAUGAAAUUCAUCUAAAUCAAGCAUUUGAUUAUAAAGGUGGUAAUUUGUGUGGAAUGGCAUAUAAUUGCAAAAAUGCUGCAUCUAGUGCAUAUGUUUUCAUGAUUCGCAGCCUAUUAUCUGUUUAUAAGGAUGUUGUACAUAUUUUGCCGGUGAAAACACUUAGUGCGGAUAAUUUGUAUAUUUAUAUUAAAAAAAUUGUUGUGGGAUUAGAAAAUAUUGGGUUUAAAAUUAUUGCUAUUGUCACUGACAAUAAUUCGAUUAAUAAAAAGGCUAUGUCUCUGUUUUCCGAACCACCUAAAGUUAGUAUUGUUUAUCAAAACCCUGUUGACAAAUCUAGGCCAAUGUUUUUUAUUAUUGAUACAGUGCAUAUUUUAAAAUGCAUUAGAAAUAACUGGAUAAAUCAAAAAAAUAAUAAUCAGAGUAUGUUUUUCCCAAGUUUUGAUGAUGCUUCACAUAUUGAAACUGCAUCUUUUUCUUGUAUUAAAAAAUUACAUGAAUCUGAAACUGGUAAGUUAUUAAAGUAUGCUUAUGGUCUGACAAUAAAAGCUCUAUAUCCAACUAACUUAGAAAAACAAAGUGUAAAGCUUGCAUUGCAGAUUUUUAAUGAUAAUGUUGUUGAAGCAUUAUUUUCUUUUGGGCAGCAGAAAGAAAUAAUAAAUUUCCAAGAAACUGGAAACUUUAUUAAAAUAAUAAACACAUGGUGGUCAAUUGUAAAUGUGAAAUCUAUUUUUAAAGGGGUUCAUAAAAAUAAUGUAUUUGAAACACCUUUCACUGUGGCAGAAAAUGAUGAAAAAUAUGUUUUUAUGAAUAACUUUUUGAAUUGGCUAGAUAGUUGGAAAAAUUUGAAUUUAACCUCUGGUUGCCUAACCAAAGAAACUCACUUUGCAGUAUACCAUACAACGUAUGCUUUAAUUGAGAUAUCAAGGUAUUGUAUAAAUGAGUUGGGUUUUAAAUACCUUUUACUUGGAAAAAUACAAACAGAUAUGUUAGAGGCUAGAUUUGGUAAGUACAGGCAACUGGCUGGAGCUCACCAUAAUAUUUCUAUCAGACAGGUUUAUGAAAUAGAGGGUAAAUUAAGACUUCAGAGUACAUUACCAACCCUAAUAAAUUCUUCAAAAUUUGGAAAUAUUCCUCUUCAUGUAUCUGAUUUUAAAGACACUGAAGAACAAACUUUUGAUGACACUGAUGUACAAACAUUCAUAGAUGAAAUAACAGUUGAAGAUAGUGAUAUACACGACAUAAAAUUGGAUGUACCUAUUUUGACUUAUAUAGCUGGAUAUUGCUGUUAUAGUAUGCUAAAAAAGUUAAAAUGUGAU
Molecule: messenger RNA, 2459 nt
Organism: Stegodyphus dumicola
Lineage: Eukaryota; Metazoa; Arthropoda; Arachnida; Araneae; Eresidae
Molecular function (GO): sequence-specific DNA binding
Source: RefSeq, a predicted model, not a curated record